CACCUGGGGCAAGAGAGGAAUGGUGCUAAGAGAUGGUGCUUGUGGGGUUCAUCUCUGCCUGAGAAUCAGGUGCUCUAGGCGCCAGAAAAGCCAACUCCGAUCCUGGGAUCGCUGCUUGAACAAGCCAGUGCAGCCCAACAACCAAACCAGCCACUUUCUCUUAAUGAUGGGCAUUGGUAAAAACACUACAUCCAAGUCCAUGGAGGCUGGGAGUUCAACGGAAGGCAAAUAUGAAGACGAAGCGAAGCACCCCACUUUCUUCACCCUCCCGGUAACAGCAUUCCCCGUGGCCACGUCCAGUGGUGAACAGGACAAUGAAGACACAGAGCUCAUGGCGAUCUACACAACGGAAAACGGCAUUGCAGAAACGAGCUCUCUGGCCGAGACGUUGGAUAGCACUGGCAGUCUAGACCCCCAGAGAUCGGACAUGAUUUACACCAUAGAAGAUGUCCCUCCCUGGUACCUGUGCAUAUUUCUGGGGCUGCAGCACUAUCUGACUUGCUUCAGCGGCACCAUCGCGGUGCCCUUUCUGCUGGCCGACGCCAUGUGUGUGGGGUACGACCAGUGGGCCACCAGCCAGCUCAUUGGGACCAUUUUCUUCUGUGUGGGAAUCACAACUCUGCUGCAGACAACGUUUGGGUGCAGGUUACCCCUGUUUCAGGCCAGUGCUUUUGCAUUUCUGGCCCCUGCUCGAGCCAUCCUGUCUUUAGAUAAAUGGAAAUGUAACACCACAGAUGUUUCGUUUGUCAACGGAACCACGGAACUGCUGCACACGGAGCACAUCUGGUACCCCCGCAUACGCGAGAUCCAAGGAGCCAUCAUCAUGUCCUCACUGAUAGAAGUGGUCAUCGGCUUCUUAGGCCUGCCCGGCGCUCUGCUGAAGUACAUCGGGCCCCUGACCAUUACGCCCACAGUGGCCCUCAUUGGCCUCUCUGGUUUCCAGGCGGCAGGAGAGAGAGCGGGGAAGCACUGGGGCAUCGCCAUGCUGACAAUUUUCCUUGUAUUACUGUUUUCUCAAUAUGCCAGAAAUGUUAAAUUUCCCCUCCCAAUUUACAAGUCCAAGAAAGGAUGGACUGCGUACAAGUUACAGCUUUUCAAAAUGUUCCCUAUCAUCCUGGCCAUCCUUGUGUCCUGGCUGCUCUGCUUCAUUUUCACAGUGACAGAUGUCUUCCCUCCUGACAGCACCAAGUAUGGCUUCUACGCUCGAACAGACGCCCGGCAGGGCGUGCUUCUGGUGGCCCCGUGGUUUAAGGUUCCGUACCCCUUUCAGUGGGGCCUGCCCACCAUCUCUGCGGCUGGUGUCAUUGGCAUGCUCAGCGCUGUUGUCUCCAGUAUUAUCGAGUCUAUCGGGGACUACUACGCCUGCGCAAGGCUGUCCUGUGCCCCGCCGCCGCCCAUCCAUGCGAUAAACAGGGGGAUUUUCGUGGAGGGUCUCUCCUGUGUUCUCGAUGGCAUAUUUGGUACUGGGAAUGGCUCUACUUCAUCCAGUCCCAACAUUGGAGUUUUGGGAAUUACUAAGGUCGGCAGCCGCCGGGUGAUACAGUACGGGGCCGCCCUCAUGCUGGCCUUGGGCAUGAUCGGCAAGUUCAGCGCCCUCUUCGCCUCCCUUCCGGACCCUGUGCUUGGCGCCCUCUUCUGCACUCUCUUUGGAAUGAUCACAGCCGUUGGACUCUCUAACCUGCAGUUUAUUGAUUUAAACUCUUCCCGGAACCUCUUUGUGCUUGGAUUUUCCAUCUUCUUUGGGCUUGUCCUUCCAAGUUACCUCAGACAGAACCCUCUUGUCACAGGGAUAUCGGGCAUUGAUCAAGUGCUGAACGUUCUCCUCACAACGGCUAUGUUUGUAGGAGGCUGUGUGGCUUUUAUUUUGGAUAACACCAUCCCAGGUACUCCGGAGGAAAGAGGAAUCCGGAAAUGGAAGAAAGGCAUAGGCAAAGGGAGCAAGUCGCUUGAUGGCAUGGAGUCCUAUGAUUUGCCAUUCGGCAUGAACAUUAUUAAAAAAUACAAAUGCUUCAGCUACUUACCCAUCAGUCCAACCUUUGUGGGCUACACGUGGAAAGGCCUCGGGAAGAGCGCAAACAGCCGGAGUCCGGACAAGGACUUGCAGGCCACGGUAUAGCCGUAGCUUGCCCUGUGGCCUGGCCGCAGUGAGGCAUGAUCUGUAGUUUCUUGCUGAGUAACAAGCAGUGACAUAUAUGUUUGUGUAUCUGCAUUUACAUUCUGUACCCCAGAGCUAAGACGGAUUGCAAGUAGCUUUUUUUGUUGUGAGUGGUGAUCGUGUCUAAUAUAGUGUCUCACCUCUCUCCUUAUUUAAGCCCCAACCCCUUGCCCCUGAGAAUGUCCACUGCUGGCUGUGGUCACUGAACUUGAAAUUCCUGUCCUCCUGUGGGAAUAGAUGUCUGAAAUCCACAGCAAUUCCUUGUUUUCAGCCCCCCUUCCACCACCCAUGCUAGCUUUCUUACAGGCCGCCUCCAGGGCAGGGGUGGGGAACGUCCGGCCCCGCCAAGGCAACCUCUGGCAGGACUCGAAAUUCAAUAAAUCUAGGAGCUUUUUUCAUAGCAACAUUAAUUUUUAUUAAGUGAAUUAAGUGAACGAUGUUAUAAACAUCCAAAUGUCCCUUGGCAGAAAAAAGGUUCCCACCCCUGGUCUGGGGGCUUUCUGUCCUGGAAGCACCUGGACCUGCUUGCUUUGUUGGUUUGUUGGUUUGUUUUUAUUUGACCUCCGCCUGAACCACAGAGCCCUCCUGUGGUGAAAGGGCACCAGUAUCCUCGCAUUGUCACAGCUGGUCAAAUGUGAUGCUACGCUCCCUGCUCCUCCUGUGGGGAACAGCAGCAUGUUGUUGUACCGACCUAUGCCCCAUCUGCUUGGGGAAGGUCUGUACACAGUGUAUGAGCAUGGAAAUGUGUUUGGGGGACUAAGGAGGAAGGAAGGUACCUUGAAGUCAGUAUCUGGUUCUCAGCUGCUCUAUCUCGGUGCCACCUGGCCCAGCCUGGGCCAGCACGUUUCACACUGGCCUCUCUCUUCACUAGCAGCUGGGACACUCUGUCUGGCGCUUCUCACUCCUGGUGGUGCAACAGGUGUGGAGUGCCACACGGGGGCACCAGCCAGACGUUUAUGGGUGUCUUGGCUCUGCUGUCAUGUGGAUGUCCGUUAUUGUCACAUGUGUCUAUAAAUACAAGAUUUUAUUCCUAUUUAAUAUGACUGACUAUAGCAGAUUUUUGAAAUCAGUGUUUUUCCAUGUGACCCUUUUACCUUGCAUCCUUAUUACUGUGCCCCUCCCACUUCUCCCAUUAAAGCAAGAAAGAACCAGCAUUUGUAAAGCUGUGGACACCAUCAGGGAAGCUGUUGUCAUGGCUUUUGAGGGCCAGUAACCAUUACUGUGGUUGUAUUGCUUGAUACCAUGAAAGUGUAAAUACUGUAAUGCCUAAUCUAUUUAUCAAAACUAACUACUGGACCAGAGCCCAGAAACCAUGGCUUACUUUAUACGUGAAUUUGUUUUGUGAAGAAGGGAAGCCAGGGAAGGUACCAAGCAGCUGCCAUAUCGAAUGGUGGGCGUGCUGGUACACCCACCGCUGCGGUUCUGUUGCAAGUCGUUCCUCGCAGUUAAGAUGUAAGGGGGUUUCUGUGGGUUGUCAUGUGGCAUGUCCACUGGGUCUUGAUUUGGCAGAGGGGAAGGUUAGAUCCCUGGACAUAUGCUGCUGUUCUUGUUUUAAGUUCCUGAAGAAGGUGGCGGUGAGAAAGGCAGCAUGCAGGUCCCCUCUGUUGAGUUCUAAUUACAUAACACUAAAUUCUUUUUUGAGGGGAAAAGAAACUUCUUGAAUUUGGUUUGAGGUUUUUCAGCCAGAAAAUUCUGAGACACAACGUAGUGAGCUCACUUCAUGAGGUCAUGCUUCUCUUCCUGUGUAUUCAUUGACCUGGCUGAGGCUUGAAUGCAGUGGGUGUUGCUGUCUCCAACAGCGGGCCAUGGGUCUGGGUCUCAGCCCUAUUGUGUCCAUCUCGUGCCCUUCCUGUCCCCUGGCUGCCUCUGUGUCACCUCCUUGACUCCUGGGAAGUUGGGGACUUCAAGGCUUGUUCUAGCAAGAACUCUCUUCGGAACCACUUCAUUGUUUUGCCAAGACCUUACUGCAGAUUAAGUAAAGAACUUAGAUUAUAAAUUACAUUUAAUUUUGUAUGUUACUUUUCUUUGAUGUGUAUUUGAUGCCUAGUUUAUUUUGAAGCACAUCCCUUAACCAUUUCCAUCCCUUUAACUUGGUAUGCCCUCCAGGCUGACAGUCCUCUGAUACUGACUUGCUCUCUGUUCCUUCUGUUUGUAUUUCUGCUCAGCAUCUAAAUUUCUCAGCUUUGAAAAAUGGGGAAAACUGUUACACCUCCCAAAGAUUUGCAGUAUUCUAGCUCUAUAGGUGAGCAGAAGAACCAAAUACCCAAAUAAAAGCAUCUGGGCCAUCAGUAAUUCAGAAACAAACAAGUUCCUUUCAACAUAACUUGACCGGGCUUGUCCAGAAACCCACUCCCUUCUGAAACCCCUCCUUGGGUCCGUUUCAAAUCUGCAAGCAUUCCUAUCUGGAGGGAUGUGUGCAAGCAUUCCUAUGUGGAGGGAUGUGUGCAAGCAUUCCUAUGUGGAGGGAUGUGUGCAAGCAUUCCUGUGUGGAGGGAUGUCUGCAAGCAUUCCUACGUGGAGGGAUGUGUGCAAGCAUUCCUGUGUGGAGGGAUGUGUGCAAGCAUUCCUGUGUGGAGGGAUGUCUGCAAGCAUUCCUACGUGGAGGGAUGUGUGCAAGCAUUCCUAUGUGGAGGGAUGUGUGCAAGCAUUCCUACGUGGAGGGAUGUGUGCAAGCAUUCCUACGUGGAGGGAUGUGUGCAAGCAUUCCUACGUGGAGGGAUGUGUGCAAGCAUUCCUACGUGGAGGGAUGUGUGCAAGCAUUCCUACGUGGAGGGAUGUGUGCAAGCAUUCCUACGUGCAGGGAAGCCCUGUACCCACACCGCCUUUUGGAAAGGGGUUUUGCCCUUCUUGUUCCAUUGUCCAAGGGAGGGAGUUGAGCCUCAGGAUGACGCAUAAAUCUUGCACAAGCAGCACACAUUUUAGGAAGUGAUCCUUCUGCUAGCAAAUAUGCCACAGAAUGAGUUUAAUAGAAAAAAAGUGUGUUCAUCUGCUGCCUGGGUUUGAAGAUACCACCUGUAGGGAGGUUUGGAGGGACACGGUGGCCAUGCAUGAUCUGUCCCUGUGAGCUCGCUCAUGUAAGUGCCCUUGAGCAAGGCAUUUGCUUCCAGUUUCCACAGUGACCACCUACCCACCAUCUUCACAUGUAUGUGAACCAUUUUGAUAUAGAAAAGAAAUGGAAAGUAUUUAUAAGGAUAGUUGAUGCUGCCGUAUCCCAGUGCGGGUGGGUCAUGGGGCCCCACCACCGGUUUUAAUAAAAUACCUAACAAGGUUCACAGAGAAAUUGGGAAAUAGCUCCAGUCUUUGUAAGCAAUUUUCAUUCUCAUUCUCACUAGGGAGUUCAGUGCAGACUCAUUAGAAUCAAAUCUUUCUUAAGAGGGCGUCAAAUGUUAACUUGUAGUGAGUUGGUUGUGAUGGAUCAAAGCAAGAGAAGUGGCUUAACCAGGUCAGCCGCAGUGAAGCAUCAUGGGUCCUGAUGGUUUCCCGUUUUCAUGGUAACAAAUUCACACACAGGAUUUGCUUUAUACUGUAGAACACUGACUUUCAUGAUGACAACUUGGUUUAUGCAUGAAUAUUGCAGUAUUUCCAUAUAGUAAAAUAACAUUUCUGCCCAGGAUAAUAGUUACCGUUUUCCAGGGAGGGAAUGAUAUAAUUUUCAUGACAAUGUCAUGUGAUGAUAGAAUUUCUCCAUUGAUGAAUCUCUAGUAUGUGUGUAUACUUUAUUUACCCAUGCGUAUAUUUUAUGACCGUCAGCUAAGUUGUUAUUACUUUAACUCAUGUCCCUGCUGAAAUACUGGUACUAGCAACCUAGACUUGAAGUUGGCGACUAUCAUCUUCCUUAAUACUGAUGCCGCUAAGAGUGGCCAGGCCAGAUAGAAGGUGAAAAGGGAGCUGUGGCAGGAGCCUUGUUCCAGAGCCGGUGCGAGGAGAGGCAGCAUCCUGUGGGCCGCUGUGCUUGGGGUGUGCGCUCGGCUGCAGACACCAGGCCUGGUGUGGCUGUCACUGGGUGCCUGGUGUGCACCCAGCCACGCCUCCUGGACACCGUGGCUGUGCGAACGAGCCUGAGCAUUGACAGUUCUCCGGGGAGCUGGCCGUUGGCUUUGGAGAAGAGCCUGGAUUUUCACCUGCUGCAUGUGUUGUGCUCUGUCCACUUACGACUUGAACACGAAGAACAGAACAUCUCCCCCCGCUACCCGACCUGCAGUCACCAUCCGACAGUGCAAGAAGACCGCGCGCGUUUUGCCAACGUUUCCGCCCAAGGACCCAGAGAGCACGCCCUUUUCAGCAGCCUCACACACAUUCCUGUUCUUCUAGGUUGCUCUUGACUGUGCCUCGUCGUCACUCUGCAUACGUAACUCCCAGCGUCCUUAGAAUUGUGUGUGUUUUCUGGCAUUUAGGACACCCUCACCAGCCUGGUCAUGUUACUGACAGUUCAAGUUAAUACCCUCUUUCGUUCGUGCGUAACAACCUUUGUUUGACACGUUAAUAAAUUUCUGACUGUUCUUAACACAGUGGGAAUGCCUAUAUUUUCCUUGAGUUUUUGUGGCUGACUUUGGCUCUGUACCUUUUUGGGGUUUUGUUCGUUUUUUUAUUUUGCAUACCGAGGGUGUUUAGGGUGGGGUUGUUUUUGAGAUGUGUAAUUCUUUUAUGGAGUUUUUAAAAAGAAAUUUCAUAUUGUUUUUCUAACAUGGCUUCAUUAAACGUUUAAGUAUUUUAAAAAUAUGUAAUAUUUGGACCAGACGUUGUGAAUAAUAGUAGAGAUAAAAGCUAUUUUAUUCUGUAUUUUUAAAACUGUUCCGUACAAAUAAAAGCUCUCCUGGGCACAG
Molecule: messenger RNA, 6978 nt
Organism: Myotis lucifugus (little brown bat)
Lineage: Eukaryota; Metazoa; Chordata; Mammalia; Chiroptera; Vespertilionidae
Gene: SLC23A2
Product: solute carrier family 23 member 2
Exons: 16
Coding region: 20-2116 (698 amino acids)
Biological process (GO): L-ascorbic acid metabolic process; transmembrane transport
Cellular component (GO): membrane
Molecular function (GO): transmembrane transporter activity
Source: RefSeq, a predicted model, not a curated record